AUGGCGCGCACCAGGAGCCAGAGUCGUGAGCCUGGUGUCGAGCCACGCUUAGUGCACCGUCAGAUCAGGACUGUAGGCGGAGGGACAGCUCAUAAUGCGCGUCAAGCCCAACAACAGCUUGAGCCUCUGACGGAGGAUAUGAGUGAAGUCGAAGAGGACCUCGAAGACGACUUCGCGAAUGACAGUGAAGAUAUGGGUCAGCAGUCGGCAGCAUCUGAGGAUGAAGAGGUCUCAAACCCCGACUCCGCCCCGAUCGUGACCUUCUCUCAAACCGAACUGCAACAACUUGACCCCGUCCAAAUGGAAAACAAUAUCGAAGAGCUCAACGCACAAGCCAGAAAACUUCUUGGUUGCUUCAAAACACGCACCGGACAACCCAACGAGCUACAGUCACUCAUCCGUGAAUCGCAAGAUCCGGAGUCAAGACAGCGGCAGAAGUUGGACGCCUGCUGGAGCGCGCUGGAAGAAACUCAGGCCAUAUUCACUCGAGGUGGAGAAUACCUCAAGCUCAAUACUAUCCUCCGAGGCUUGUUGAGAAAAAGAAGCACGCAGCGAUUGCCCAAGGCCAUCCAACCCUGGAGACCAGAUGAUGUGAUAUGCAAAGCCAACCUCGCUAUCCUCGUGCAUGCCAUCAUAAUUCAGUCCACCGACGAAGACUUCACUGACGCCCUGGUACCUCUGGACAGUUUCUUCCCCUCGUCUUUCGUAGUUGGGUUCGCCAACCCUGGAAUUCAACCGCGGGCAGGCUACAGCACUCUUGUACCAGAAACCUUUGAGUUUGCCCUGGAACUUAGAACUCAGAUACUUGUUGCUAAACUGCUUACUUCUGAUCCAACUCAAGAUGCUGCCGCAGAUGAUAUCAGGAGAACCAUGCUCAACUUCGACGAGACCGACGACUUUGACGACGAAAUGGGAGCUAUGCAGAAUCUUCAGAGUGCCCUAUCUCGCAACAUUUAUGCCAGAAAAUGGGAUCUGCUCGACCCUCGUGACUUCGGAACCGAUGAAUAUGCCGACAAGAUCAUCCGACGUACUGAGGAAAUCAAACGAGUACUAUUCAGUGAUAUUGAAGACCCUUUUGUUGAUACAUCAGCAAGCUUGGAAUCUGGCUUGGCCAGACUGCGGGACAGAUUCCCUCGCGAGAGAUUUCAGAAAUACCUCUUGCAGUGGUCUAAUUCGCGUCUCUCGGAGAUUGAUAACAGUAUCAAGAGGUUGGGCGGUAUCGAUGAGAUUGUCACUGCCCUAGAAGACGAGAUCAGACAACGUCUCGAGAACCCAGAUGCAUACGUUGAUGAGGGAAAUGAGGAACUUGAAGCACUGCCUAGCAUCGAAAGCAAUAUUCGACCAGAACCGACAUCCAGAGGUCGUCCAGGAACAUCAGCCAGUGCUCCAACACCCGCUAUUGUGCCUGUGGAAAAUACAGCACAAGUAGACGAGCAAGCCACCGAUAAUGUAGCGUCAACUGCUGGUCCGACACAGGACCGUCCUAAAUUGACUGGACAGCUGGCGAGAGCGAACGCACUCGACGAACAACAACGUCAACAACGCAGAUUCAUCGACGCUCAACCCAACGGUGUGAGAAUAUCUGACGAUCUGUUUGAUUCUCAGCCUGCACCAAGUGCCCAGCGCCAGACGUCAGGCAAACCGGAGAUUGAGAUAGACCCCAUCUUAAACGAUGAAGUGCAAGAUCCAAGCGAGGACGAGGGUUUCCAAGUCGACCAGCGCAAUCUUCCUGGCAACAGACCUCGUCCAGGGUCCUCGGCAGUACCAAGUCAAGCUCCAGCAGGCAGUACUGUGCCAGAGCGUCGUCGUCGAAGAACUUCUGAGGGUGACAGUCCGAACAAGCGACAGCGGAAGAAUCCUGGUCAGCUCAUGCCACCUUUCCAGUCUACUGACGAUGAGGACGUCAACGGCUUCAGGCUUGCCUCUGUGCGCACCAGACAACUUCAAGCAAGCACCGUCAAGCCGCAAAGGGGGCGAAGACCAUGGACUGAUGAUGAAGUGGGAGCCCUGCUCAGGUUGAUCAGAGACCAUGGUAUAUCCUUUGCAUACAUCAAAAGGAUUGAUAAAGUAAGGAAAUCCCCAGCGCUAGGAGAUCGGACCGCGGAAGAUAUCCGCUUCAAAGCCAGAGAAAUGAAGGUCAAGUACCUCAUUGCGGAGCGCCAGCUGCCCGAAAACUUGGGACUGGUACCUUUAGGCAAGAAGGAGAUCGAGAAAGUCAACCAGUAUGUGCCCUAUGAGCAGGAACCUCAGCGUUCGCGUGCUCGCGUCCCUUCUAUCUCACCAGAACCGUCUUCCCAGUCUUGA
Messenger RNA from Aureobasidium uvarum, 2304 nucleotides. The record is from the annotation of a GenBank genome assembly. Lineage: Eukaryota; Fungi; Ascomycota; Dothideomycetes; Dothideales; Saccotheciaceae.